GUGGGGCUUGCCAGAGUGCAAAGCAGCCUGUUUCACGGGUUACCCUACGUUUCCCCUCUGCUGCAGGGGCAUCAGUAUCCUGGGCUCCAGCCCCACCUCCUCCCCUGGGCUCUCCCUGGGGAACUCUUCCUCUCCCAAGCCACCCCCAGUGCAUCCUCCUGAGAGGCCAGAGCUCUGCCUCCCGUUCCUGCUCCCGGGAGCUCAGGACUGGCCUCCGGACCCCUGGCAUCCGGGGCAGAAGCGACACCAAAGCAGGGAUUGUCCAACUCCCACCCCAAAUGCCCAGCAGGCCAGGCGCUGGGAGCGCUGGGGGCGUGACAAAUCUCCGCCAGCCUCCAGCGGGUGUCCCCUGGCCAGUCCGCCGGGGCCUUGCCCGCGAUGACGGGGCCAUCCCUCAGCCUCGCUCAUCUGCUCACCAUUUCAGGACUGCUCUGUUACUCAGCUUGCUGCUUGGCCCUUCCCGGCCUGGAUCAGAAGAAGCGUGGCGGCCACAGAGCAUGCUGCCUGCUGACCCCCCCGCCACCCCCUCUGUUCCCACCACCGUUCUUCAGAGGGGGCCGAAGUCCGCUUCUCUCCCCAGACAUGAAGAAUCUCGUCCUGGAACUGGAGACCACACGGCCCCCAUGCGUGCAAGGGUCGCUCAGCUCCCCCGGGCCUCCGGGGCCCCAGGGCCCGCCUGGGCUUCCUGGCAAGACAGGACCAAAGGGAGAAAAGGGGGAGCUUGGCCGACCGGGAAGGAAGGGCAGACCCGGCCCCCCAGGUGUUCCUGGCAUGCCUGGGCCUGUUGGCUGGCCCGGCCCUGAAGGCCCCAGGGGUGAAAAAGGUGACCUGGGGAUGAUGGGCUUGCCAGGGUCAAGAGGACCAAUGGGCUCCAAGGGCUACCCUGGAUCCAGAGGGGAAAAGGGAUCCAGAGGUGAAAGGGGUGACUUGGGUCCCAAAGGAGAAAAGGGUUUCCCAGGACUUCCUGGAAUGUUGGGGCAGAAAGGUGAAAUGGGACCAAAGGGCGAGCCCGGGAUAGCAGGCCACCGGGGGCCCACGGGAAGACCAGGAAAACGAGGCAAGCAGGGGCAGAAGGGAGAUAGUGGAGUUAUGGGCCCACCAGGCAAACCUGGGCCUUCUGGUCAACCUGGCCGUCCGGGCACCCCAGGACCCCCGGGUCCCCCGUCUGCAGGACACCUUGUAAUGGGACCCAAAGGGGAAAGAGGAUUUCCUGGGCCUCCAGGAAGAUGUCUUUGUGGCCCUCCCAUGAAUGUGAAUAACCCUUCCUACGGGGAGUCUGCGUAUGGGCCCAGUUCCCCACGAGUUCCUGUGAUAUUUGUGGUCAACAACCAGGAGGAGCUUGAGAGAUUGAACACCCAACAUGCCAUUGCCUUCCGCAGAGACCAGAGGUCUCUGUACUUCAAGGACAGCCUUGGCUGGCUCCCCAUCCAGCUGACGCCUUUCUACCCUGUGGACUACCCCGUAGACCACCACGGCUCCUGCGGGGACGGGGUCCUGCAGCCGGGGGAGGAGUGUGAUGACGGGAACGGCGAUGUGGGUGACGACUGCAUCCGCUGUCGCCGGGCCUACUGUGGAGAUGGUCACCGGCACAGGGGCGUGGAGGACUGUGACGGCUCUGACUUCGGUCACCUGACCUGCGAGACCUAUCUCCCCGGGUCAUACGGAGACCUGCGGUGCACCCCGUACUGCUACAUCGACUCUACGCCCUGUCGCUACUUCACCUGAGGGCCGCCGGGAGGAGGCGCCUGCACCCACGGAACUGGCAGCAGCUUCUCCACCCUCGGCAGACUGACCUCGCCCUGUCCUGGUCCGGUUUCCACCACCUUCAUGCAACAGAAACAAGGACAAACUCUUGCUGCUAAGAUGUGCUUUUAACGCAGUCCGACUGGAAGAACCUAGGACCACUGCAUCCUGUCUUAACCCCGAGUACCGGGCCUCCUCCACACGCCCAUCGCGACCCUCCGGCCAGACCGACGGCCUGCGGGGCCCUCCCUUCCGAAUAUCGUGGACUUGGCUUUGCACUGUUAGGCACACAGACUGUUGGAGAUUGCUCCCGUCCGCUGGGGGCAUCUGGGGCGCAGGCCUCUCGUCUCCUCUGACCUCUGGAAACGUGGGCAUUCUCACCUGGCAGCUGGCCGGGGCUCCCCGGGCCUGGGAACCACAGAGCAGGGAAGUGGGCCUGUUCUUUGGGGGUAGCCCCCAGAUCUGGGCCCAACUAGGGAGCCCCCCACCCCGCAGCUAACCACAGCCCAGCGCGGCCUCGUGUGGAUGCGGCUUCCCCAGGCAGAGCCCCAACUGUGAAUAAGUACCGAGACCGCCGCCAAACCCUGGGGUGCUGGGGUGCUUACCGUGCAGACGAAAGCAGAGCAGUGGCCUUCUUUUCGACGUUUCCCGAAGGGGCUGCUCUCGGGGCCUCCCCAUCCCCGGUACCACCCUGACCUCCUGGCUCUGCGCACUUGGACCUCCAUCCUGUGAAUGUCCCACGUGUCCAUUUCUCCUUCAGGACAUUGGCUAGCAGGCCGGCCACUGGUGUUUCCUGAGUCCUUUGGAAACUGCCGCCUGGUUUCCCGUCUGGGCCCCACGACUGAGUACACGCUCCGGGCAGAGACGGCAUCUGUCCUGGGCGCCAGCUCCUGGCUGCCUGCUGACUCCCGUGAGCCCUGUGACCUCCCUCCCUGUCUUCGUGGUGCACAGUCUUGUCCUCGUGUGCGUGUGCCCGAGCCCCCGUUUCUACAGGAUCGUUAGCCCUGUGUGUCUGUGAGCUGCCUUUCAUCACCAUAUUUCCUGAGUGAGGCUUAGCUUUGUUUGGGAAAGACGUCUUCCCCACGGCAGAC
Molecule: messenger RNA, 2834 nt
Organism: Aethalodelphis obliquidens (Pacific white-sided dolphin)
Lineage: Eukaryota; Metazoa; Chordata; Mammalia; Artiodactyla; Delphinidae
Gene: COLQ
Product: collagen like tail subunit of asymmetric acetylcholinesterase
Exons: 17
Coding region: 379-1725 (448 amino acids)
Biological process (GO): extracellular matrix organization
Molecular function (GO): extracellular matrix structural constituent conferring tensile strength
Source: RefSeq, a predicted model, not a curated record